This is a messenger RNA of Cokeromyces recurvatus, 1830 nucleotides long. Its product is annotated as fungal-specific transcription factor domain-containing protein. Gene Ontology annotation, biological process: regulation of DNA-templated transcription; DNA-templated transcription. The transcript is spliced from 4 exons. Gene Ontology annotation, molecular function: DNA-binding transcription factor activity, RNA polymerase II-specific; zinc ion binding; DNA binding. The record is from RefSeq and is a predicted model, not a curated record. NCBI's taxonomy places the organism in Eukaryota, Fungi, Mucoromycota, Mucoromycetes, Mucorales, Mucoraceae. The coding region runs from base 1 to 1830 and encodes 609 amino acids.
AUGGAACACUUGACAAAUAAUAAACUAAAGACUAGUAAUAGUAAGCGUUCAAGUAUCUCCAAUAAUGAAAAUUUAAAAAAGAAAUCAUCUCGAGCAUGUGCUCCAUGUAGAAAAAGAAAAGUGAAAUGUAAUGGCAUGUUACCAUGUGAUCGUUGUGUAAAAAAUAAUGUAGAAUGUGUGUAUGAUAAACCGCAACAAAAGAAAGAAAGUACACCAAAACCAGUUCUUGUAGAUAAUCAUGAACCAAGAUUAAAGUCUAUUGAACGCUUUUUAAAGCAAUUUUCCAAUUUACUUGACACAAAUAAUAAUAAUAAUGAACCAUUAAUUCAUUCUAAUUCUAAUCAAGUUCAUCUAUCUCAGCAAUUGAAAGAUGUAAUGAAUUAUCAUAAAUUAUCAGUUCAAACAGUAGGAAAAGGAAAUUAUGUACCUGAUAAAUAUCUUCGAACAGAUCGUGUGCCUAGUUUAUUAUCAGCAAAUAAUAUUCAAGAAUUAUUUAUUAUGGACAUUACUAAUACUUCUACUGAUACUACUACUACUACUACCACUACUACUACUACUACUACUACUACAAAUGGCACUAUGAUGAAACAACAUUUAUUAUCUAUUUAUUUUCAAUUUAUUGAUCCCAUUAUACCUAUUAUUCAUAAGCCUUCAUUUUUACAACAAAUUCAAUACACCCAUCAUCUUCCUUCUUCUUUAUCACUCUUAGUAAAUGCUAUCUGUUGUGUCUCCUCUAGAUGGGAUUUAGGUGUUUCUUGCACAGGAGAAGAACCAAGAGGCUGGAUCUACUACCAACAAGCAGUUUAUUUACUUGAUCAACAAAAUCAUGUAGAUUUGAAUAGAAUUCAAGCUGUAUUCUUACUAUUAAAAUACAACGAACAUGUACGUAGACCAGGUUUUAUUUGGAGAACAAGAUAUUAUUUUCAAAUGAUUGUACGGAUGUGUAAAGAUAUUGGUUUAUCACAAGAAAUUAAAAUAACGACAACAACGAACGAUGCCUUGAAGAUUGAAAUUGAAAAGAGGAAAAGGACAUUUUGGGCCAUUUACUGUUACGAUGUGAUGAUGAGUGCUGAAAAUGGUACUUUACCUUAUUUUCAUACUAUUAAAAUACCUCAAUUUAUACCACAUAUCUUACCUGACGAAGAACACGACAAGAUGACGCAUUUUAUACUGUUGAUAAAAAUGAUGAAAAAUCAAUCCAAUAUUCUAAAUCAUUUACAUAUCAAAUAUAACAAAAAAUUGGAUAUUUACUGGAAUGAAGAAAAGACGUUUGAUAGGCUAUCAUGUGAGUUAAAUGAAAUUUUCAAAUCACUUCAAAUCUAUAAUCCAAUGCAACAACAAACCAUGUGCUAUACAGUAUGCUUCUUAUACUUGACAUUUAGUUUUACAACCAUUUUAUUAUAUCGACCUUAUUAUCAAGUUACAAAUAAUAGUAAACAAUAUAUGAUUGAAGCUGCUAUGAAUAUAAAAUCAAUUACAGAGCUUUUACUAGCAUAUGAUGCCUUUGAAGACAUGUAUUGUUCAAUUAGAGGAAUACAACAAAUAGUUCAUUAUCUUUCUGCUGCAAUCACAGUAUUCAAACUAGUUAAUUUACAAAAGGAAUUGAAAACUACAAUAGAAAUGGCACAGAAUUUAGCUUCUAUUUCACCUGUUACAGAAGUUAAUAAUAAUAAUAAACAAUCUUCAGCAACAUUAGCAACACAUGAUUUGUUGUCAAUUCAACAACAACAACAACAACAACAGCAACAAUCAUUAUUAAACUUAUUAUUAUUUGAUGAUAACAACAACAACAAUAACAACAAUAAUAUACCAAAUUUAUUUUUACAAUAA